AUGUCGCUUCCUGUGCUACCCAAGCCGCUCGCUGCCCUCACCGAUCUCAUGCGGCUGGACCUCUCACACAACAUGCUCGCUGCUGAGGAUGCGCUGCUCCCGCUGACGCACUUGACCAGACUCACCGAUCUGCAUCUCUCGCACAACGCCCUCGCCGCGCUCCCGCCCCGCCUCGCCUCCCUUACCUCGCUCACGGCCCUCGCCGCAAACUCCAACUUUCUCACAUCGCUCCCAGAGAGCUUCUCGGCGCUCAAGCGGCUGGAGACGCUGUUUCUGUGGACAAACAAGAUCGAGACUCUGCCGCCGGCCAUCGUCCACAUGACAUCGCUCACCGAGCUCCAUCUCAAUGACAACGAGAUGGUCGCCCUCCCGGCCGAGCUGGCAAGCCUACCGCGCCUGGCAACACUCGCCGUGCGCUCAAACAGCUUGACUACGCUGCCGAUGGCCCUCGGAUCGGCGCCGGCGCUCACGGUGCUCGAUUUGGCGCAUAACUCUCUGACAGACAUCCCACCAAGUCUCUCGGGCCUUGCCGGGCUCAAACGGCUCGUGCUCCGCGGCAAUCCGCUCCGCGAACUGCCUCCGGCGCUUGGCGCGCUUGGCGCGACGACCGAACUCGACGUCAAGGUUGCACCCGACGCUGCCGCGGCGACGGCCAUGGCUGGCGGCUCCUCGUCGCUCGCCGCUACCCUCCGAUUCAACGCGCUCAUGCAGGCCAUCGAGUCCGGAUCCUGCAGCGACGUCGCCGCUGCGCUCGCGCCCGAUGCUGCAGGCAACUCGCCGGUGCUCACAGGGACCAACGCUGCCGGCGAGAGGCCUCUCUACCUUGCGGUCCGCCUUGGCCGUCUCGACGUCGUCGAGCUGCUGCUCGCCGCCAACGCCGACGUGGAGGCCAAAGCCAACACCCGCGCCGAGCUCGCGCCGCUCCAUGUUGCCGCCAUGCUCGGCUUUUACAACCUGGCGCAGAAGCUCAUCCGCGCCGGCGCGGCAGCUUCGGUCCUCUGCGCCCACCGGCGGACGCCGCUUCACUACGCCGCGCUCUACGGUCACGCCGACAUGGCGCUCCUCCUCCUCCACGACUCGGUCGAUGCCCAUGCUGCCGACGAGCUCGGCUUCACCGCCCUUCAUACUGCAGCUCAGGCCGGCCAGCUUGCUGUCGUCGAGGUUCUUCUCGACCACACCGAAACCGAGGCACUCGUCGCUGCGCUCGACGACGAGUCCGCCACUGCGCUGCAUGUCGCCGCCGCCGCCGGCCGGGACGCCAUCUGCCGCAAGCUCCUCGCCGCCGGCGCAGAGCUCGACGCCCGCGACGCUGCAGGCCGCAGCCCGCUGCACCUCGCUGCCACAGCCGGUCACGCCGCCGUCGGCAACCUGCUCCUGGCCGCCAAAGCCGAGGUCGAUGAGCCUGAUACUGCCGGCGAGACGCCGCUUCUCCACGCUGCCCGCUCCGGCUCGGUCGCCCUUGUCGGCGCUCUGCUCAAGGCGCUUGCCUUGCCCGAGACUGUGAGUGCCGCCGGCGAGACCGCUCUGCACCUCGCCGCCGCCGCCGGGCAUGCCGACGUCAUCGCCACCCUCUUGCCGUAUGCGUCCGAAGGCGAGCUGAACAUGCGCAACGACGCGUCGUGGACGCCGCUCCACUGUGCAGCGUGGGCCGGCCACACAGACGCUGUAGCCACGCUCGGCGCUGCACCUGGCGUCGACGUCAACGCGCUCACCUGCUUCGCCGACUCGCCGCUGCAUCUGGCCGCCCUGCUCGGCCACACUCGCGUAGUCUGCGUACUUCUCGACGCUCACGCCGAAGUCGGCAUCGUCAACGAUGCCGGCGAGACUGCGCUCGAGCUCGCAUACGAGCCAGCCCGUGGCCAUGGUCAACUCCACAACUCGGCUCCGCGACCGUGA
Thecamonas trahens ATCC 50062 is the source of this 1896-nucleotide messenger RNA. Its product is annotated as leucine-rich repeat containing protein. The transcript has 2 exons. The record is from RefSeq and is a predicted model, not a curated record. Lineage: Eukaryota; Apusomonadida; Apusomonadidae. Gene Ontology annotation, biological process: RNA processing. Gene Ontology annotation, molecular function: RNA nuclease activity; protein binding; RNA binding. Bases 1 to 1896 code for a protein of 631 amino acids.